Messenger RNA from Rubroshorea leprosula, 1475 nucleotides. Lineage: Eukaryota; Viridiplantae; Streptophyta; Magnoliopsida; Malvales; Dipterocarpaceae. The record is from the annotation of a GenBank genome assembly.
AUGUGCUCGGAAUGGAAUAAAAUGGAUUCUAGUGAAUUUAUGCUAUAACUUUGCUUUCUAAACUUGUAAUUGUUUGGACUUUAUAUCUAGCCUACAAUUCAUCAAAGGUGGGACUUAAUCAAACUUGGCAUCCUCUCUCAUGCUCAUCAAAAGGGCAUGACUAAGUGCUUGUUAAUCCAAAAUCUGAGUUUUAUCUUUUCUCCAAAAAUGCAAUUUGAAGUUUAUUUUACUUUCACGGUUAGAUCCCUUUCACGGUUAGAUCCCUUUCACAAACCUUAAACUGGUUAUUUGCAUAGUGGAUAAUUUGAAUCAUCUGGGUUCUGAGCAAUGUUAUUGAUUUUGUACCUUACCAGCUGGUACACUAUGAUAUGGUAUGUGUUUCAUACCAGUUAAUUUUUUAUCCAUAUCAGCCAAGAAAAUAGUGUACUAUCCAAAAUAUGUUGUACUGGACGAAAAGUGUAACCAUACCUGUAACAAAAUCGGUACACAUGUAAGUAUGUUAUUAACAAUGGUUCCAAGUCUUGUUUGAUACCAUUCUUUGUUUUGUGUGAAAUCUACACAAGCAUAUUUUUUAGUAAGUUCUCUGCUUCUGCCUUGCAAGUUUAUUUGACUGGAGUGUCCAGUCCACGCAUGCCUUACAAGCUUUUAACAUUUGGGAAGUGAGUGUCAUUAUGUAGGGACUAUAGAUUGGAUAUAUGGACGUGUUGUUCUGACCAUUGGCUGUUGUGCCAUUGUAUGUAGAAAUAUAUCGAUCUUUGACAUCCCCCUUAUGGGCUUCUGAACCUUCAAUUGUAAGCCAAAUUAGUUUCUAGUCAAUUUUCUCCUUUGUGUAUAACAUCAGUUUUGCCUUUGGUGAAUUUAUUUCUGAAUUGGUUAUCCUUAUUUUCUUGAUCAUGCCUACAAUAGUAAACCAAGUUAGUUUCUAGUCAGUUUUCUCCUUUGUGUACAACAUUGGAUCACAUUUGCCUUUUGUGCAUUUAUUACUGAAUUGGUUAUCCUAUUUUCUUGAUCAUGCCUGCUCCUCUUCUAUCCUCUAGGUUUUCCGGAUGAGAUUUUCUGUUGGUAUAUAACCUGUGUAUCUUCUAAUGGACUUUAGCAAUCUAGUUCCCACUUUCAACUAAGUGAGAAAUCUAAGUUCUGCUAUGAAGAUUUGGUUGUACAUUUAAUUCUGGCAUUCAUCAAUUAGCUUGUCGGUGCUAAUUAUUAAUAAAAAUAAAAAGUUGCUAUGUGAAUGCUCACUUUGCUUUAAUUGAAUCAGCAGAAGAGAUGCCCUGCUCUUCAGGAACAGAAUUGUUAUCCAAAGAGGUUAGUUAUCCCCUUCCCCUUUUUUCAACAAAUGAUGCCAAGCUUUUCUGUAAUUGUUCUUUGUUUUUCUUCAUACCACAAUUCAACCCUUAAUUGAUGAGUGAAAGAGAUCCUGUAUGAUACUGUGUUGUUUUUGUGGGUUUAACAUGUUACAAUGCUUUGAAAAUAUU